Messenger RNA from Arachis duranensis, 1020 nucleotides. RefSeq names its product MAPK kinase substrate protein At1g80180. The record is from RefSeq and is a predicted model, not a curated record. Bases 158 to 583 code for a protein of 141 amino acids. The transcript has 2 exons. Lineage: Eukaryota; Viridiplantae; Streptophyta; Magnoliopsida; Fabales; Fabaceae.
AGAGAUAGAGUAGUAAUAUACGUAGCUUUAAUGGUAGGACUUUUUCUUCCAUAAAAGCUUUAACCACUUCUCUCUAGUUUCUUCAACAGAGACUGCCCUUUCUUCUCCCAAUUAAUAGAGCGAGCAAAAGUCACAGUUUCUUAGAAAGAAAUUAACCAUGGCUGGUCUUGGUCUACAAAGAUCUGCAGUGUCCUUCAGAAGACAAGGCUCAUCUGGUUUUGUUUGGGACGACAAGUUCUUGUCUGAAGAAAUCAACAAAGCUGAAGCUGCUGCUGCUGCUGCUGCCGCUGGUGGCGGUGCCAAUAACAACCAGCAAGAUAAUAAAGACCUUCUUCAUCAGGAUGCUUCUUCAGCUGCUGCACCGCCACUACCACAAAUCAACACCGUCCAGAGAAGCCGUUCUAACGGCGGAGGAGCUCGCGGAUACCGCACCGGAAAAGUAUCGCCGGCAAUCGAGCCACCGUCUCCUAAGCUCUCCGCGUGUGGCUUCUGUGCUGCUUUUGGAAAAGCAGACAAGUCUCAUCGGAGAAGCCAAGUACCCGCCAAAACCAAGCAUCAUCGAUCGAGAUUUUUGGAGACCUGAAUUACAACGAUCUUCAACCCAAAUAGGCCCAAUAAAUGCAACCCAAAUUUAUUUGGUCUUUCUCUCUUAUUCAGAGAUUCAUAACCACUCAUCAAAAACGAAAAAAGUGAGGGAUUUGUAGGCAAUAUUUCAUGCAUCUUAUACAAGGCAGGAGAGAGAAAAACACAAAUAAAACAAGAAGGAAAUUUCAAGAGAACCAAAAAAAGAGUAGCAGGACUUGUAUCAGUUGUAUCAUGUAUGGACUAAAAUAAUAAGUGAAGAUUGUGAGAGUACAUAGUAAGGAACUUUCGUCUUUCACGAGUAUUGGGCACAAGCCAAAUAAUAGUACUUAGAAAGACAGCAAAUUUCGAUGAGUUGAUGACUGCUGCAGCUGCUGAAGAUGGUGAAAAUGGAGAUAUUGAUGAGCAGGGUGCAUGAAGAUCUACGCCCAUGUGGGA